Messenger RNA from Laetiporus sulphureus 93-53, 578 nucleotides. RefSeq lists its product as uncharacterized. The coding region runs from base 21 to 269 and encodes 82 amino acids. The record is from RefSeq and is a predicted model, not a curated record. The transcript has 3 exons. NCBI's taxonomy places the organism in Eukaryota, Fungi, Basidiomycota, Agaricomycetes, Polyporales, Laetiporaceae.
CCGGUAUACAGUGGUAGCAUAUGGACGCAAGUCACUCGUGUAGAAAAAACCUCUGUAUGCAAUACAUCAGACCUGACGUGGGGAACAAGCCGUCGAACAGAACGUCCUCGUCGGCAACAACUUGUGCCAACCAGCCACCUAUUACAAGAUCUGUCAGCAUUCUCAGGCCACCACUAUCUGUUAUAUCUCAGUCUCAGACACACAGGCCGCCGGAGCCUACCAGUGAUUGGGUUUUACGAGAGGUUCUUAUCGCCAGCCGCUGGAUGUGAUGUCAAGAUCGCUCCGAGGGCGGCGAGCAGCAGUUACCUGACAAAUGCCGGCAACGUGCGAUAAUUUCGGUGAACGUGAUAAGUUAUGUCGGUCAGCUUAUUCGCUUCCGUGGCUUCCACAAAUGACGUUACCGCGAUUGUCAAGUCCGGAUAGCCAGUGACAAGGCGAUGCAUCGUGUACUCCAGGUACGGCCUUGCUUUCUCCCCAGAUGCAGCGGCACCAAGGAUGCUAACGCAACGUGGCAAGACCGACAGCAGAAAAUUUACUAACGCCUCGUGUUUGACCGUGGCUCGUGUCUCUGAGCUUCC